GGAAGAAAAGAGAGAAAGAGAUACUGAGAUGGAGCAUGAUGGGAAUAGGAAUAGCAGAAUCAAUCCAACAAGUGGGUUUUGUAGCUCCAAUUCAAUCUUCUACAGCAAGAGGAAACCCCUCCUACUUCCUCCAAAUCAGUCCUUAGAUGCCACCACCUUUAUCUCCUCCCGCGCCCAUCACGGCCACACUGCUUUCAUCGACGCCUCCACCGGCCACCACUUUACCUACCAACAACUUUGGAGAGCCGUCGAUGCUGUCUCCUCCUCUCUCUCCAACAUGGGAAUCAAAAAGGGUGAUGUUAUCCUCCUCCUUUCUCCUAACUCCAUUUACUUCCCUGUGGUGUGUCUCAGUGUCAUGUCCCUCGGCGCCAUCAUCACCACCACCAAUCCCCUCAACACAGUACAUGAAAUCGCGAAGCAGAUCGCGGAUUCCAAACCUGUCCUCGCCUUUACAACCUCGCCCCUCGUUUCCAAAAUCAAUGCAGCAUCGCCAACUCUUCCAAUUAUUCUUAUGGAAGCCGAUGGGAACUCGACAUCAUCAAACACACUGGAGGAAAUGAUGAAGAAAGAAGGUCAAUCCUAUGAUGACACGUGGACUAAAAGUUCUGGACCGGCCAGAAGACCAAAGAGAGAGCAAGUCAACCAAGACGACACAGCUACUCUACUCUACUCAUCUGGAACAACAGGACCAAGCAAAGGAGUAGUAUCUUCACAUAGAAACCUCAUAGCAAUGGUUCAAAUUGUAUGUGCUAGGUUUAACCACGAAGAAUAUGAGCGGGGAAAUACAUUCAUAUGCACAAUUCCCAUGUUUCACAUAUACGGUCUAGCAAUGUUCGCUGGGCUUCUCUCUUUAGGUUCAACAAUCGUUGUUCUCUCCAAGUUCGAAAUGCAUGACAUGCUUUCAUCCAUUGAAAAGUUCAAAGUCACGUUCCUACCGCUUGUGCCACCCAUAUUCGUCGCUAUGCUCAACAAUGCUGAUGCGAUUAAGAGAAAAUACGACUUGAGUUCCCUUCAUACGGUGCUAUGCGGUGGGGCUCCUCUUAGCAAAGAGGUUACUGAAGGGUUUGUUGAUAAGUACCCUAAUGUUGCCAUCCUUCAGGGUUAUGGUCUGACAGAAUCCUUUGGAGCUGGGGCUUCUACUGAUUCUUUGGAAGAGAGUCGUAAGUACGGCACGGCGGGGCUUUUGUCUUCCUCCAUUGAGGCUAUCAUUGUUGACACUGAAACUGCUAAACUGCUUCCAGUUAACCAGACCGUUGAGCUUUGGCUCAGGGGUCCUACCACCAUGCAAGGUUAUUUAAAUAACGAGGAGGCAACAAAAUCAACCCUUACUGCAGAGGGUUGGUUAAGAACUGGGGAUCUUUGCUAUAUUGAUAGUGAUGGAUUCUUAUUUGUGGUUGAUAGGUUGAAAGAGCUAAUUAAAUACAAAGGGUAUCAGGUCCCUCCAGCUGAACUAGAGGCUUUGUUGCUAACUCAUCCUGCAAUUUUAGAUGCUGCUGUCAUACCCUAUCCAGAUAAGGAGGCUGGGCAGUAUCCAAUGGCAUAUGUGGUAAGGAAGGAUGGAAGUAACAUAUCAGAAAGCCAAGUUAUGGAAUUUGUUGCAGGCCAGGUGGCUCCGUACAAAAGAAUUCGAAAAGUUGCAUUCAUACCUUCCAUACCUAAAAAUCCGUCUGGUAAAAUUCUUCGGAGGGAUCUCAUCAAGCUCGCUACUUCUAAACUCUGAACAGUUUUCUAAAAAAGGCAUCUAAACUCUGAACAGCUGAGCGUUUAACUGUAAGGUAGCAAAUCCUUGUGAUUUUGCGAUAAUAAAUAUUGACUUUGAAUGAAUUUAUUUUAAUAAAGUGAGUUGAAUUUGAAA
Medicago truncatula (barrel medic) is the source of this 1855-nucleotide messenger RNA. RefSeq names its product 4-coumarate--CoA ligase-like 5. Lineage: Eukaryota; Viridiplantae; Streptophyta; Magnoliopsida; Fabales; Fabaceae. Gene Ontology annotation, molecular function: CoA-ligase activity. Bases 29 to 1720 code for a protein of 563 amino acids. The record is from RefSeq and is a predicted model, not a curated record. The transcript has 5 exons. Gene Ontology annotation, cellular component: peroxisome.